Aegilops tauschii subsp. strangulata is the source of this 1333-nucleotide messenger RNA. Its product is annotated as protein CUP-SHAPED COTYLEDON 1. The record is from RefSeq and is a predicted model, not a curated record. Gene Ontology annotation, biological process: regulation of DNA-templated transcription. Gene Ontology annotation, molecular function: DNA binding. NCBI's taxonomy places the organism in Eukaryota, Viridiplantae, Streptophyta, Magnoliopsida, Poales, Poaceae.
CACGAUAUGGAUAUAUCGAGUUGUCUCUCUUCCAUCGGCUCCAUCUCCGCUAUAUAAAGGGCCCGCUCGAUCCAAGCCAUCCGGCCACUCUCAUGGUGUGUAGCUCAGGGUUGCUUCUUCCAGCUAGCUAGCUCCCCGGCCGUGGUUAAGACUUGGGUUUCAAGCUAGCUAGCUGCAGGCCAGUAGUUGUUGGUCAGGUGGGCAGGGUAGACGGACGGGCAGACCGGGAGGGACGAUGGGGCUGAGGGAGAUAGAGUCGACAUUGCCGCCGGGGUUCAGGUUCUACCCCAGCGACCAGGAGCUCGUCUGCCACUACCUCUACAAGAAGGUGACCAACGAGCGCGCCUCGCAGGGCACGCUCGUCGAGGUCGACCUCCACGCGCGCGAGCCAUGGGAGCUUCCUGACGUGGCGAAGCUCACGGCCAGCGAGUGGUACUUCUUCAGCUUCAGGGACCGCAAGUAUGCGACGGCGCGCACCAACCGCGCCACCAAGACCGGCUACUGGAAGGCCACCGGGAAGGACCGCGAGGUGCGCAGCCCGGCCACGCGCGCCGUCGUCGGCAUGAGGAAGACGCUGGUCUUCUACCAGGGCCGCGCCCCCAACGGCAGCAAGACCAGCUGGGUCAUGCACGAGUUCCGCCUCGACUCACCGCACCUGCCACCAAGGGAGGACUGGGUGCUCUGCAGGGUGUUCCAGAAGCAGAAACUGGACGGCGAGCAAGACAACGCCCGCUCCUCCUCGCCGCCCUUCGCCGGCUCGUCGCAGGCGGCGCAGGAGCUGCCCGUCAUGGACGCGAGCAGCGACCAGAUGAUGGGUUCGGGCGCUGCCGGCUUCGCGGCGUCACGGCAGGAGGAGAUGAUCUGUGGCCCCAACCCGUUGAUGAACGCGGCGAUGUGGCAGCAAUACAACUCGCUGCUUCUUGGCCAGUACCCGCAGGAAGAGAUGGCGGGCAGCUCGCCGAUGAUGGCCACAGGAGGAGCGGGAGAUGAGUGCGGAUUCUUCUUCGACUCGGGGUUCGAGGACACGGCUUCCCUUGGGGCCAUGCGGUUCCCCAAGCGUGGAGCUGAUGCCGGCCGUCGUGCGCGCGCGCCCAGUGAUCGUUGUGUAUACGUUGUGAAGGAAAAACUAGCGAUUGAAUUAUUUAAUUCCAUUGGUACUGUAGGUAUAGUGUGUGAGGUCGUUUAUAUAGAUUUGUGAAGGAUCGAGUGUGUACGUGCUUGCAUGAGAUGGUUUCGUUUGACCGUUUCGGCCCUUUGAAUGAUGCCAUGUAUUGCAAUCAUAAAACUCAUAUGUAAAAUUGUAAAUUAGUACAACACAGUUCAGAUUUCAGUA